AUGGACAAUUCCAACCUAUACAUGAUUACAAUAGAUAUCGUGGAAUUGUUCCCUAGCAUUCCCCAUGGAAAAGGGAUGGAAUGGUUUGGAGAAGUUAUAAGUAAGGAAUCUGGUCUAAGUAAUGAUUUAAUCAACUUAAUAGAUUUCAUGAAUUUAGUCUUAAAUAACAACUUCAUAUGCUUCAAUGAAGAGAAGCCUAUAGAAGAUGCCACCGAAGUGAUAAAUGGCCCUGAAAUCGGAAUUCAGACAAGUGAAAUAGAAAUACAGAGGAUUCAUCUGUGUGUUACUCUACAAGAAAGACUUCUCUACUAUUACAAAGCUUUGGUAUCUAUACCAGAACCUGAUGUUAAAUUAGCUAAACAACUUGCACUGAGUAUCUGUGGGGAACUGAGGGAUUUUCUUUUCAAUAAGCAUCCAGAAUUGCCUCUUGGAGAACUGUACCUUGGUGGGUCUCUGUGUGAUGAUCUUCAGGUUAUCUCACCCAGUCAUGUUAACCUGUUUGCGCCAUUGUUGCUUGAAGAAAAUCUCUGGCGAUUCAUUCCUGGAGAAAUGACAAUUCUGAAUACCCCACAGUUUUGGAUGAUUAAACGUGCUAAUCUAGAAUAUUUUCCUAAUGGUAGCAGCAGGUGGGAUAAGUGGAAAGUUGGUGGUUACUUGUCCUCAAAAGUAGUCAUUGAGACUUUCCAUAAAAUAGUAACUGGGACAAUUAAUUGGCCUGCAAUAGGCAGUAUGUUGGGUUGCGUGGUUAGACCUGUGGUGGCUGCAGGAGAGGUAACACUAGAGGUGAGACAUGACUAUUGUUAUCUCUCUCUCAAUAUUUUGCCACUAGCAAAGAUGGAAGAUAGAUUACUUCUUGCAACACCGCAUUCUACAGGGUAUAUGGAAAACAUGUGGUAUCGCAGUUUUUAUACUGCAGAAAUCUCUAGACUUAAGGAGUUGGACAGUGCAGAUGCUGGGUCCAGAGCAUGCUGCCUCAAAAUAUUUAAAAGCAUUUUUAAGCAAAACACUUCCCUGAACAAGUUAAGUGGAAGCCAUUUGGUCACUGUCCUGCUGCAGCUUAGUGAAACACAAUCUGACUGGACAGAAGAGGCACUGGCAGACAGGUUUCAGGAAGUCAUUGAGGAGCUGAUUAGCUGUUUAGAAAGAGGUGUUUUACCUUGUUAUUUCAAUAAUAAAGUGAACUUAUUUUCUGAAUUCUCUGAAGAGGAAAUUGAUGAAAUGGGGUAUACAUUGUACUGUGCUUUGUCUGAACCAGAUAUAUUGCUUCAGAAUUAAAUGUAGGAUAAUUUUAAGUAUAAAGAUUUUUCCUGGGAAUGUGGACUGGAAUAUCGUAAGGAUAUUGUAUUCCUGACAUGUACUAGUGAGAGACUGGUACAAUGAAGUGUGUGUAAUAAGUGAAAUUUAGAGUGUGGUGUUGAUGGCAUUGAAUGUUGAAAGUUUUAAUGUGUUAGCUUAGUAUUUUAAGACUUUGCUUGUAAUGUGUUUUAAAAUAACAUCCAAGUCAUAGUGAGGUCCAGUACCCCACUGUGCUUUUUCCUUUGGAAUGCUUGUUUUCUAAAAUUCCAAGGGUUAAUACUGUUGACAUUCAGUAUUUGUAGGCUGAGCAUUGUCAUAUCUGCACUUGGAGUGCAGUCUAAACUGUUGUGUCAUGGUCACGUCUUUCUUCCCACAGUUUUUGCCUUUCAUCCACUUUCUACUUUGUUUAAUGCAUUAGAGUAAUUAAAGGUUUGUGUAUGCAAGGGUAGGUGUAACUUUAUCAGCAUGCAUUUAGAGCUGGAAAAUGAAUGUUCUCUGGGGGGUUGUGCCUUUUUCAAACAGAAUGCUGCUGGAGACUAUCACUAACUGUGUGCAAGCCAUUUGGUCAGGUUUGAUGGCCAGCUUAUGACUUUGGCUAACUGUAAAUAUUGAAGCACUGUGUGGGUUUGUCUGCAGAUUUUAUAGUCCGAUCUAAAAUGUCACUGAAUUGUUCACGUAUAGUAAUCUCCUGUUCUAAGGUUUAUGCAGGUGAGUAGCCUAGAAAUGUCACUGUGUACCACUCAACCAACACUUGUUGAUUUAUAAAUUAUGAAUUGUGUAAAUGAAAUUCCCACUAGGCACACAGGUUUUUAGCUCAGCAGGUGUUUUUAAUUACAUGAUGGCAAAUCCGUGCUUUACAUGUAAAGCUGAUUUUACUGUACAUGUUGGGCCUUUUGAAUGUGAAGGAGUUAAAAUCAGAUAGUUUAAAAUGUAUACCUCAUGUGUUGUAGUGUAGCAUUUAAGUAAAUGCUUGCCCUUAUAAAGAUUUUGAAAGGGAGAGCCCUGGAAACAUUUGCAUUUUAUACAUUUUAUCUUUUAUUUUAAAGUGUACAUUUCUGGGCUUGGAGAAAAUUACUUGUUUACAAUUUGUUGCACAGUUUAACCCAUGCAGUAAAUGUUUCACUUGUGUAUUGCUGACACACUUUACAGAUUGGGGGGGGGGGGGUCUUACCCUUUCACUCUCUCUUUUGAAGUAUUUAUACUCUGUUUAAUGUAGACUUGGGCUGGUCCUUUAACUUUUCAGUUUAAAUGUUCCUUCACUAGUUUUGUGUCCAGAGCUGAUGUGUGACUAAGGGCUGUAGAGCAGUCCUGCAGUUAAAUCCUCAGUCCAGGCACAUCUGAGACUGCUGCAUUGUGUGGGAGAAUGACCCAUGAAUCCUCUCUGAAGGUGGCAGUUGUAAAAUUUAGCAGAAAAACAUUCACCAGGCACCUUGUUCCAGCAGUUUGAAGUGUCAUGUAAAGAACAAAACCAGAUGGGUUCUGCAUUAAAACUUCUGAAGGUAUUUGAGUUUAUUCACUGCAGGCCUGCUAAACAGCCAUAGUCUAGGUUUUGUAUGAUCUGUUGUAUAUACCUGUCUGUCUCCUUUUGUUUGACAUAUGCACUUUAAAGGUAUAAAACUAAAAUCUGAAUUAUGCUGAAGUGACAGUGCAGUAAUGUGUAUAGUUCAGUCAUAAAAUAUAUUUUCUAAAUGACAAGUUAGCCUGACCAUCUUCCAUCUUACGUGAGUCUGUAUAUUGUCUUGUCUGUAUAUGUGCACUUGGCUUGUCUGUAUAAAAUCGUAGCACUUCAUGUGUGCACUUGGCUUUUUUUGGUCAAUAGAAUGAGUGAUUUAAAACUGUGCGCAUUUCCUUUGACACUUGAGUAGCUUUUAUGUGCUAAGUGCAGCAGUAUUUGCGGGCCAUUAUGCCAUUUUAAAUGCAAGUUAGUACUGUGUGAAGUUUCUGACAUAUAUUUGCCAGUAUUAUCUUAUUACUUUUAAUUGCCCAUUUUUAAAUGCUGGCUCUCUGUUCCAAGGAAAAGUGACUUGUGUUUAAAGUGUAUAGCUUCUGCAGUUUGAAGAGAACACUGUGAUGCCCAUAUUUGAAAAGCUUAUAUAUUUUAACCACUGCUAUGAAAAUAAAUUUUUUUUUCAAACA
Molecule: messenger RNA, 3432 nt
Organism: Protopterus annectens (West African lungfish)
Lineage: Eukaryota; Metazoa; Chordata; Ceratodontiformes; Protopteridae
Gene: MIEF2
Product: mitochondrial elongation factor 2
Exons: 2
Coding region: 1-1275 (424 amino acids)
Biological process (GO): positive regulation of mitochondrial fission; mitochondrion organization
Cellular component (GO): mitochondrial outer membrane
Source: RefSeq, a predicted model, not a curated record